AAAAGAGCUGCCCGCUUGAGGCGAGAACGCGAGCGUUGGCACUCAAAUCAACAACGAACAAUUGUGUUCUAUAGCUCCAGCAGAAUGCCGCAUUUCCCGGGAUGGGCUCCGAUCCCCCAUUUGGGAAUAAUUAAAAAAUUGGCUUCACACAUGCUGCUGAUACUGACGGACGAGUACAACACUUCUCAAGUUCACACAGGGUGUCAGCAACGGCUAACAAGUAUUCCGUAUGACGGGGAGGUUUGCGGACACAGAGAAACAAGAGAACGUGCAACGUACUCGGUUCAAGGACCUCAAGGCGGCUUCAUUCCAAAUAGAGGAAGGAAAAUAAAGUACUGUCAAGACCAGGAUGGCAAUUUGCUGAAUCCGGCAAGUGACUGUAUACAGGCACGCUCACCACCGCCAGAUUGGGUGAUGUGGAAGAUUAAAGCUUGUAAUAACCAUCCAGAGCUUUAUCCAGAGGCUGUGAUUGUAGACCGGGAUAAAAAUGCGGCAUUGAACAUAAGAAGCAUAGGCAUAGCCUAUAUGAAUAAUGAUGGACAUCCAGACUUUCGACCAGAGGCAUUCCUACCACCAGGUGGACAGCUCCCUCAACAAGCGCAACUUCAAGAACAUCAAGAAGAACAGGGGGAACC
Molecule: messenger RNA, 635 nt
Organism: Zychaea mexicana
Lineage: Eukaryota; Fungi; Mucoromycota; Mucoromycetes; Mucorales; Lichtheimiaceae
Exons: 5
Source: RefSeq, a predicted model, not a curated record